AGGAGGGCAGGGUGAAGCACACUAAUAAGUAAACCAGUUAACUUGCCUGGCAUGACGUGCCAGGGCAGCCUGAAAGCAGGAGCCGAGGGAUGAUGCCAGGCAAAGCCGGGAGCCGGCUUGUCCCAGUGCAGCCUGGUGUGGCUCUUUCGGAGGAGACAGGCUGGGCCCAGGAGGAAGCUGUGGCUUUGCCCCUUGGCAGGCGAGGCUGCCCUGUUAAAAUAUUUGCUAAGGAAGAGCAAAAGCUCCACCCACCAUCAGCUACACCCAGGAGAAGAGCAGCCAAGUUAAUAGCUGGGCAGAAGCAAGGCUGGCAUGCAGGACUCUGCUGGAGCAAGGGCAGCUGCUAAGAAGGGGAGCCCCAGAAUUGCCCUCUCUGGUGCGGCUCCUCCUUUUGCAGGGAAAGGCUGGUGGGUUGGGAGGUUUUCGGCACAAGCUGUGAAUUCUGGCCCAGGAGUCAGGGUGGGCAUGAAGAGGAGGCUCCAUGGCUUGGUGCGGUAGAAGCCAGGUCCUCCCCUUGCCAACUUCAGGCUCUGGCCUUACUCACUGCAGUUGCUUUCAGACCUUUGCCACCUUCGCCUUCCUCCUCCUCCUCUACCCAUCCCCAAGCUCCUCUGCCUGCCCAGCUGUUUGCAGCUGUACCUCUGGGGAAAUCAACUGCAUGGAGCACAAGCUGCGCUGGGUGCCUGAAGAUCUUCCAGCCAAUGCCACCACUGUCCUGCUGGACUACAACCGCAUUGCUACCCUCCAGAACCGCACCUUUGUCAUCCAGGGCGCCCUGCGCCACCUCAGCCUUCGGAGCAACAUCCUCGGGGUCAUCCACCCCCAGGCCCUGGCUGGCCUCAGUGAGCUGCGGGAACUGGACCUGAGUGGGAACUACCUGACUGUCCUGCAACCCAAUACUUUCCUCCCCGUGCCGAGGCUGAGGAUGCUGAACCUGGGGAACAACAAGCUCUUGACACUGGAGCCAGAGCUGCUCAGGUCUUUGCCCCACCUCGAGUCUCUGUCUCUGCAGGGCAAUGCGCUCGUCUCGCUCUCGCCCGACCUCUUCAGCAACCUGCCUUACUUGCAUUUCCUCAGGCUGCACAACAACCCCUGGGGGUGCACCUGUGCCAUCCAGCCCCUCUACCAGUGGCUCACUGACAACGUGGAGAAAGUCCCAGAGGUGGACUCUGUCUCUUGCAAACGCCCCACACAGCUCACCCAACAUCCCAUCGCUGCCAUUGGAAACGAGUCCUUUGCUCACUGCUGGGAGCCCUGGCUGCAAGUAAAAGAUUAUGCUUUCUUCCUGCUCAUUGGCCCGUCUACCUUCUUAGCCAGCAUCUGCGUCUGCAUCCUCUUCGGCUCGCUAGCAGUGGCCCAAGCAAAGAUCCUCAAGGUGUCGUCCAUCCGGCCAGGCGCCCUGGCAAGGCGUGCAGAGCGCAGUCCUCGCUAG
Zootoca vivipara (common lizard) is the source of this 1432-nucleotide messenger RNA. It is a transcript of the gene LRRC26, whose product is annotated as leucine rich repeat containing 26. Gene Ontology annotation, cellular component: plasma membrane. Lineage: Eukaryota; Metazoa; Chordata; Lepidosauria; Squamata; Lacertidae. The record is from RefSeq and is a predicted model, not a curated record. Gene Ontology annotation, molecular function: protein binding.